This is a messenger RNA of Canariomyces notabilis, 1463 nucleotides long. RefSeq lists its product as uncharacterized. The record is from RefSeq and is a predicted model, not a curated record. The coding region runs from base 1 to 1260 and encodes 419 amino acids. The transcript has 4 exons. Lineage: Eukaryota; Fungi; Ascomycota; Sordariomycetes; Sordariales; Chaetomiaceae.
AUGUCGUGGACCGACACGGCUGGCCUGGUCCUCCACACGCUGCUGGCCUGUCUGGAGAUGGGCAUGAUGAUGACGGCCGUCCCGCUGUGGUUCGUGCUCCCUGGUGCCAUAUUUGCGGCGUGGGUCUGCGUCUGCGCCGCGAUGGUCAUGGUCAUGUGCUGGAUGCUCAAUGGCAGAGAGCAGACAUAUCAGUGUCCCAGUGCUGCCGGAUCCGAGGGAUUGAUGAUGGGCCAUGAGGUGGAAGACGAGAGGUGGUUGUUCCUUGGCGGGAUGAGUAUGAGCUCGAACCGAUGUCAUAAGCAGACGCUUCCAGUGCUGUCGCGGCUCUUUGGCCGUCCUGUGAUGUGCGUCUGCAUGCCCACUUACGGGAUACCGUUCGACAUAGUUACCAUGUUGCUCCAACGCUGUGCCCCUAUCCCCAGCCCGGCCAGGCAAAGCUUGUAUGCGCAGAUGCGGUGCGCUUUGCUCGACGACUCGGUGAACCGCUGUGUCAUUAUCGCCCACAAUGACAGCACAAUCCUUCUUUCUCAAGCUGCCGCCCAGCUCUGCGCCGAUAUCCCUGUCGAGAGGCUUUCCAAGCUAGAGAUCUACACCUUCGGCGGCCGCCUCACCGAAGACGAGCAAGUGCAUCAAGCUGGCGAGCCGACGAGCGAACGGCAAGGUAUUCAUAUUGAGCAUUUCGCCAUGGUCAACGAUCCCUUCGCGCAGACGGGCGUCCUGCAAAGCGUCCGGAAAAACAUGGAUAGCCGGUUCUGCGGCGGCGUGUUUAUCAUCAACAACAGCAACGAAAACCGAAUGCAGACCAGGCCUCCGUUUAAGGCCGGCCAUAGGGCUCGGUGGCCGGCCUACUCAGGGCUGCGAGUUGAGGAGUACCUCACAACCCUCUUUCCCGCGCAGAUGGCCUCGGCAACAAGUGACAACAACAAAGCAAAGUCCGGAGGCCGCAGCGUGCUGGACAGCGUCCUGGCGAUCGACAGGGACUGCGCCGAAAAGCGCGAGAUUGCCGCCAUGAGCAACUACCACGCUGCCUCGCAGGCCAAGAAAGGCUCCCUGAGCGGCAAGCGCCUGAGCUGGACAGGGUUGGGCUUGACCAAUAGCCCCAUCUCCGGCCAAAAGAACGGCAUGAAUGCUGGCUUGGUUGCCCUGGAGAUGGCCCGCAAAGACUGUAGGAACUGCGAUGGCCACACGGGACGGGAGGUCACCUGGCUAGCUCGCUAUACUGCUGAUAACAUGAAUGGGGGUAUCGGGAGGACCUCGUGAGGCGGACAAGCCGAGUCGGGCGCUCAACAAGCGCUCUAGAGACUAGAGAUGUCCAGGGUGUUCUGGGGGCCAAUGUAACUGUCUUCAUCUCGCUGGAGUCGCACUUUUUCUUCUCUCGAUUCCAUCACGAUUCAUGAAUGGUGGAACGAAUCGAAUAAUGUAACUGUACUAAUGUCCAAUACCUACCUAAGAUCACAGAUUAC